UUCAGUAACAGCCGUCAAAUGGAGAGUCUUACACUCGGGAACCUGACCUCAUAUAAAACCAUGGAUGAGAUGGAAGAAGAGCUGAAAUGCCCUGUAUGUGGGUCUUUUUUCCGGGAGCCUAUAAUUCUGCCGUGCUCUCACAACAUUUGCCUUGCUUGUGCGCGGAAUAUCCUAGUGCAAACUCCUGAUGCCGAGUCACCACAGAGCAGCCGGGCAUCGGGCUCCGGUGUGUCCGACUAUGACUACCUGGACCUGGACAAGAUGAGCCUAUACAGUGAAGCUGACAGCGGCUAUGGUUCGUAUGGGGGCUUCGUCAGUGCGCCGACCACCCCUUGCCAAAAAUCCCCGAACGGGGUGCGGGUGUUUCCCCCUGCCGUUCCCCCACAACCUCAACAACAACACUUGCUCCCGUUCCCCGGAGGACUGCCUCCGAUCCCCCGCAACUCCUGUAUCACCUGCCCGCAGUGCCACCGCAGCCUUAUUCUAGAUGACCGGGGACUUCGCGGCUUCCCCAAGAACCGGGUCCUGGAAGGGGUGGUCGACCGGUACCAACAGAGCAAAGCGGCGGCGCUUAAAUGUCAGUUAUGCGAGAAGAGCCCCAGGGAAGCUACGGUGAUGUGCGAGCAGUGUGAUGUCUUCUACUGCGACCCGUGCCGGCUGCGGUGUCACCCACCUCGGGGUCCGCUGGCCAAGCACCGUCUGGUGCCCCCAGCUCAGGGCCGCAUCAGCCGCCGGACGAGUCCGCGAAAGAUAUCCACCUGCACGGAACAUGAGUUGGAAAAUCUCAGCAUGUACUGUGUCCAGUGCAAGACGCCCGUGUGCUACCAGUGCCUGGAGGAAGGCAAACACUCGACGCACGAAGUCAAAGCUCUCGGGGCGAUGUGGAAAUUGCACAAGGGCCAGCUGUCUCAGGCUCUCAACGGGCUGUCUGACCGUGCCACUGAGGCCAAAGAGUUCCUGGUGCAGCUCAGAAACAUGGUGCAGCAUAUCCAGGAGAACGGUGUGGAGUUUGAGGCGUGUUUGGUGGCCCAGUGUGACGCUCUGAUCGAUGCGCUGAAUCGCCGCAAAGCCCAGCUGCUGUCACGCGUCAACAAAGAGCACGAGCACAAGCUCAAGGUGGUGAGGGACCAGAUCUCCCACUGCACAGUGAAGUUGAGGCAGACCACAGGCCUGAUGGAGUACUGCCUAGAGGUCAUCAAAGAAAACGACCCCAGCGGAUUCCUGCAGAUCUCGGACGCUCUCAUCAGGAGAGUGCACAUGACGGAGGGUCAGUGGGGAAAGGGUACACUGACCCCGCGGAUGACCAGCGACUUUGACCUGACGCUCGACAGCGGGCCACUGCUGCAGUCCAUACACCAGCUGGACUUUGUGCAGAUGAAAGUGCCGGCCGCUCCAAUCCUUCAGCUGGAGGAGUGCUGCACUCAAAACAAUAGCGCUACGUUGUCGUGGAAACAGCCCCCUCUCUCAACCAUUGCAGUGGACGGAUACAUCCUGGAGCUAGAUGAUGGAAACGGGGGUGUAUUUAGGGAGGUGUAUGUGGGCUCAGAGACCAUCUGCACUGUGGAUGGCCUUCACUUCAACAGCACGUAUAAGUCCCGUGUCAAAGCCUUCAACGGGAGCGGUGUCGGCCAAUACAGCAAGACCCUCGUCAUGCAGACCUCUGAAACCGGACUCCCCCCAUGCGAUAUUAACUCACUUGCUGCAGUCGCCUGGUUUGUUUUUGACCCUGCGUCGGCCCACCCGGACAUCCUCCUGUCCAACGACAACCUGACAGUGACAUGCAACAGCUACGACGACCGGGUCGUCAUGGGCAACACGGCCUUCUCGCGCGGCGUACACUACUGGGAGAUCACCAUCGAUCGCUAUGACAACCAUCCGGACCCGGCGUUCGGCAUCGCCCGCGGCGACGUGCUGAAAGACGUGAUGCUGGGGAAGGACGACAAGGCCUGGGCCAUGUAUGUGGACAACAACCGCUCCUGGUUCAUGCACAACAACUCACACACCAACAGGACGGAUGGAGGGAUAGGCAAAGGGGCCACGGUGGGGGUGCUGUUGGAUUUCACGCGAGGGAUUCUCAUCUUCCUCAUCAACGAUGAGCAGCAGGGUCCCGUGGCCUUCGAGGGGAUGGAGGGGCUCUACUACCCAGCCAUCAGCCUCAACCGCAACGUGCAGGUGACUCUGCACACUGGGCUACCCAUUCCAGACUUCUAUACGCCUGGAGAGCCUGACCCCAACGGCUCCGUCUGUUAGAGCCUCUGUGGCACCAUCUCACCCCCACCUCCCUGCACCUCCGUCGGGCCUCCUCAAUACACACGCCCCUGGCACCCUCCACCCUUUGUGAGUGCGGUGAAGCACACUGAAGCCCUCUCCUCUCUCAUCUCUCAGCUGGACUGCAUCUCAUCAGAGACUCAUGGAUCGAGGACAGACAGAGAGGGAUGUUUUUGAAAAAAUGGAAACAACAUAUGUUUACCCUGCAAACAGCUUUUGUGUGUGUGUGUGUGUGUGUGUGUGUGUGUGUGUGUGUGUGUGUGUGUGUGUGCGCGUGUGUGUGUGUGUUUGUGUGCCUGCCAUCAUCAACAUUUACUGAACAGACAGAUAAGAGAGUGUGCAAGAAAGUUACGGCACUUCCCCAUCCUUGUUGUAAUGCGUUGUGUCAUGAGCACAAGUUCUGCUUGGGCUAUUCCAUUAGCCUACUGCAUUACUAGCAAAUUAGCAUAGAGUGACCACUAGGGGAAAUAAUACAGCACGUUAGGUGAAUUGGCCGCAAUAACUCUAGAUGGUCUCUGUGCUUUGCUUUGCUCUGCUUGGCUUUGCUUUUGAUGGUGUAGCAGCGUCUCUUCUGUCCUUCUUGCCCUUAUGUUCGUCUCUUGUUACGAGUGACCACCACACAACCAAAACUGACUCAGGGUCAGUUGCUAAGAGCGACGAGAAGGAAGUGGAGAACUGUUAUUGGUGUGAAAGUGUGCUUUCCAACAGUGAAAGGGAGGCUGUGUGUGUGUGGUUUGCAUCUGUGUACGUCUCUACUGUCUGAAUGUUGGGUGUGUAUUCCGUGCUACAAGUCUGUGCCCUUGGGAUUUCAACAAUAACAGAUUAUUUUAUAGCCAUCCAGGGACAAGUCCCUGAAUAUUAUUAAUAGUACUUACGUUUCUCCAGAGCAUUUAUUCCAAUUAUUCCUAUUAUAUUGAUUAAUAUUAUUAUAAUGGUUCUUAAUCGUUAGUGUCACGUUGGCACAUGUCUCAUGUGGUGCUCAUGGUGUCAUGCUUUAUACCGAAUUCCUCCGUUGGUGCCAUGGGUAACCAUGGGUGUCUCUUGGUUACGGUGCGUAACCGCGGGUGACCCAGUCCUACGUUUUUUUUAUACUCGUCCUCUUGAAAUACCCCUCUGUAAAUUACCUAUAUGAUUCAUAGCAGUGUGGAGAUACAGUAUGCAGUAUGAGUCAGUGAUGUUUAAAGUGCUUGUUAUGGCCUUCACAGCUCUCUGUUUUGUACAAGAACACAAGAAAGCAAUGCCCUUCUCUGUUGAUGUAGAUUUCUAUCCCUCAAAUGUGGGAAUCCCUUCAAAUGUGAUUAUAACAGACCCAACACAUUCCUUACCCUACAUGUACUGGAUGGUAUUGAACAUAACAUACUGUAUAUGAGUUUACACAUACCCAGUAAGCAUCCUUUCCAAAGAAAGGCUUAAGUGGUGUCGCAAACUGUUAUUUGCUCCCGUUCUCGACACUCAAGUACUCGAGUGAAGUUUAACUUACUUUACAUCUGUGGGCUGCUCAACUAUAAGGUGCUAUCCACACACACACACAUACACCACCUCGUGUGCCUCUUCACAGCGAGUACUUUACGUGAACAGUUGAGGAAAGCAUGCUGUGAUGGCAUAAGUGUGGAUCGAGAGUUGUAUUCCCUUUCAGAACUAUGUCUGUGAUUUUGAUAUCACAAUGUAAAGCUGAAUGAUCACAACUGAGAUGUCUUAGUGGCAUCAAAUGGGAGGAAUGUUUAGCCAUUUUUAUGUCAUUUGAUCCCACUUUGUAGUCCCAAAUAUAGCUUCAACACAAAACUCCUCAAAGAGAAUUCUGAGUAGCUUGAGACUCCUUUCUGUCAUCUAUGUGGUUCGGAUCGUUUGAACUGAGCUAGUAAGCACUUGCUACCCUCACACAUGACUGAGCUAUGGCCUGGUUUCAUAACAUUGAGGCUUCUGAAUUGGAAUGAGAAGGAACCCCAUCACUCACCCCUACCCCAGACCAAACUCAAUUAGGGCAUCCCAGACAAAGAGCUCUGUUUAUAAUUCAGGGCACACUAGCCAGUGUACACGGGUGUUAUUUUACCAACACACAAUCUGGUGUGGACUAUGGACACAGAAUAGUUCUACUAGCUCAUCACUACACCUCAACUGCAGGCCUCCUCCAUAAUGUCUUGGUGUGGAUCCUCUAUGGGAUCUGUGUUCUAUUCCUGUUACAUGACAUUAAACUCGCCUUGAGACUGCUGCCUCCAAAAUUCUUAAAUCUGAGCCGCCAAAAUGCAAAGCUUUCUGUAGGCUAUAGAAGACUACCUGUUUAAUUUCAAGCAUAGAUGUCUGCAAAGCAAAUAUUCUUAUAAAACAGGUAUAAGGCAGUAUUGUGGUAUUUAAUACUAAAGAUAACACAGUCUAAUGAAGUAUUACACUGUGCAGCUGCUAGAUUUGAAAUGAGAAAAUAAAUUAACAAUAUGUGUGUGAUUUACCACAGGAGAACAAUGACUCUGCUCUGGGUGUUUCAUUUGCCAAGUGCACAAAAUGUACAAUUACACAGAGUCUAUUUUGUGAUGUCAGCUCAAGUAUGAGUGUAUUUACGCUGAAGCAAAACAAUGGAAGAACACCUAUGGUUGUAAUUGUAUAGUUGGCCGCUCGAUAUGACAUGGGUCACAGACGGAGGAAUGACAGUUGCUGAGUAAUCCAAAACAUGGUCUCUCAGCUCGAAAGCCAUGCUACUGGAUGCUAUGUGCUCCUGCUGUCUAGCGAAUGAUGUACAGUACAGUAGAGUAUAGAGAUGUUUGGUUGCUGUCGUCAACUGUUUUAUUUAUGAAUUUACUAAAGUGAACGUAAAGAAUGACAUAUUGUUAUGUGGUUUAUUAUUAUUAUUCUGAUCAUUAUUAUUACUAUUAUUAUUAUUAUUAUUAUUAUUAUUAUUAUUCGAUGUUUGUAUUAUAAACUGUAUCAAGCACUUGGUGUUUUCUGUAACUGCAACUAGGCUACUCAAUAAAAUAAAGUCUGUGUUAUC
This is a messenger RNA of Sardina pilchardus (European sardine), 5248 nucleotides long. It is a transcript of the gene trim9, whose product is annotated as tripartite motif containing 9. Gene Ontology annotation, cellular component: cytoplasm. The record is from RefSeq and is a predicted model, not a curated record. Gene Ontology annotation, molecular function: protein binding; zinc ion binding. The transcript has 11 exons. Lineage: Eukaryota; Metazoa; Chordata; Actinopteri; Clupeiformes; Clupeidae. The coding region runs from base 19 to 2250 and encodes 743 amino acids.